Messenger RNA from Fukomys damarensis (Damara mole-rat), 2708 nucleotides. RefSeq names its product TEX13 family member D (gene Tex13d). The record is from RefSeq and is a predicted model, not a curated record. The transcript is spliced from 5 exons. NCBI's taxonomy places the organism in Eukaryota, Metazoa, Chordata, Mammalia, Rodentia, Bathyergidae. Bases 594 to 2552 code for a protein of 652 amino acids.
CAAGGGAAUGUUCUGCACUGCCUAACGAGAUAGAUGUCCAGCAUGGCUUGAAAUGAAGUGCCUGAAAUGGCAGGUUAAGUCUAGACUUCAUUUCAUAGGCAGAGGUUAGCCAUGGAAGAGUCAGUGUGCCAGGAGUUAGACGGAAACCUUGAGACCAAGGUGUGCCUCAGGAUUCUGCAGCAGAAUGUCUGAAGUCUUUGGAUUUCUACUGUCAAGUUCCAGUGUUCUCCUAUCAUCACUCACCUCCACAUGCCGCUACAAACCUGUUGUUUAGGCCUAUCACCACGGUGGAGCAGUAGGUGGCGAUGUGCUGAGAGAGGCUGGUCCCAUCAUUCCUUGCGGCAUAACAACUUGCCGCCAUGAUGCCGAGCGCCGCUGUGUCUGUGACGCGUCACACUGUGGUCGAGGAAAGGUUGCUGUGUUGAAAGGUUGGACUUUGUGAGGAUGAGGGGUUGAAGGAGGGAGGAGACCUUACUGAAGUCCAGGAGUGGCCAAAGACCGCGAUAGGACUGAGCGGGGAGGCGAGCGGAAACCGUUUUGACGGCAGUCGCCAUUUUUAGCGUUUGUGCUUCUUGAAGUAGGCCUCGGCAGCCAUGGCCAUUGAAUUUGGGGACCCCACCAGCGGCUUCCGCCACACUGAAGUGAUGCAGUUCAUUAACAAUGAAAUUUUAAUGAAUGGUGGCGACCAAGACUUCUAUUUGAUCUUCCGCUCACGGGCCUGGAAAGACGUCGAGGACGCCCUUUACAAUAUCUUGGGUGACGAGGAUAUUCCUCGCAGCCACAAGAGGGCUUGCACCUGGAGCGCGCUUGCCCUAGUACCGAGAGUGGUUGGCAAACAAAGAGAGCAGCACAUGCGCAAUGUCAAGUGGCUGAAGGAACAACUGGGAACCCAUCAGUCACUCUCCUGGGCUUUAGAUUCAGAGUUGCAGCAGCUGUGUCAGCAGAGAGACGAGGCGGUCACACAGCUGUCCAUAACAAGGUCUGCUUUGCAUCAGGUACAGAGUGAGUGUGAUAUGCUCCGUGGGAGGCUGCUCCAGUUUGAAAGGUGCGUGCCGGUUGGCCCUCUGACCCAAGAUACAGUGCCCAACCCACAAGCUGGGCAGCUUGGGGCUACAGCAUGGCCCCUGUAUUCAGAGCAGCAGAGAGAUGUGUGGGCUAUGGGAGAACAGGGCAGGGUCUUUUUUGAGACCCCAGUAGCAGCCCCAGCAAGUGCUGCUUACAUGCCGAUAUCCCCAAUUUCCGGGUCCCCGAGUUUCUGGGCUCCGAGUAUGCCACUGCCUCUGCCAGUCUUAAUGCCAUCACCCUUCCCACUCAGCGCACCAUUCCCAAUGGAAUUGCCACCCUUGCAGCUUCUAACACCUGCAGUAAUCAUAGAACCAGAGGCCAUAGCCCCAUUUCAGAUGCCACCUGCGGGGAUUUACCCACCUGGCCCAUUGUUAGCUCUAGGGAACUUCCAGGAUGAGAUGGCACCUCUGUGGGACCACAGUUGCUAUGAGCAGGUGGAAGGCCCAGAGAUGCUACAGGGCUCAGUCCCAGGGGACAACGGAAGCCUCAGACAGACAGAUCUGCAGAGGCCCCAGGGAAUGUCUGUCCUUGGGGAAAGGGGUUACCAUAGACAAGAAGGAGAUCCGGAGAGGCCCCUGGAGAUGACCCCCCUGGGGCAGAGAAGGAACCCCAACCAAAAAGAAGGUCCAUUGUGGCUCCAUGGAGCUCCCUUCCUUGGGGAAAAUUGGCAGUAUAACCAAGAAGAAGGUCAAGGGAGACCCCAGUGGGUGGAUUUUCUGGGGGACAGCAGAAGGCCCCGCCAGGAAGAUAAUCAAGAGGGAGCCCAGCAUAUAGUAUUCCCAGGUUUCAGUGAUAUUCAGAGCCAGGCAGAAGUUCUAGACAAGGCUCAGGAUGUGACACACGCGGUGAUUGAUGGGAGCCACAGCAAGGAAGGCGGUACAGAAUACAUCCAGGCCAAGGCUCAGGAUGUGACUCACGCGGUGAUUGAUGGGAGCCACAGCAAGGAAGGCGGUACAGAAUACAUCCAGGCCAAGGCUCAGGAUGUGACUCACGCGGUGAUUGAUGGGAGCCACAGCAAGGAAGAAGGUACAGAAUAUAUCCAGGCCAUGACAGCUCCAGGGACCAGCGGAAGCGAUACCCAGGGAGGUGUCGAGAAAGGUCAAGGUGUGAUACCCACACAGUUCAGCAGGAUGCCGGAAGAUGAAGAAAGACCCCAGUGCAUGAUAUCCCUGGGUUUGAAGAGUCACAAACAGGAAGAAAGUUCAGAGAGAGCUCAGGACGCCACUUUGUGGAAGAGCCCGAGUCAAGCUCUGAGAGAAAGCCCUAAGAAACAGCAGCCUCAGCAGCAGAAGACCGAGGAAAACCAAGAGAAGAAAACCUUGGAGUCUCAAGAGCAGAAGUCUGUUUCACGCCGCAGUCCGAUGAGUUGGGACUGCCCAUGGUGUAAAGCGCUGAAUUUUUCAUGGCAUACAACCUGCUCUAAAUGCAAGAAGAAGAUCUGUAUGCCAGUUGAGAGUGGAGAUGUUGACCCAGAACAAACUCAGUGAUUUCAAGAAGGCGGUGCGUUCUUGAUAGCUGUGACCGACUGGUGCACGCCCUGACGAAGCUGAAGUUGUAAAGCGAAGCCUAUUCCUUGUUUCUCAUUUCUUCUCCCUUCUCUGAAACAGGCCCUAUGUCUGGUAGCAGCCAUGUGAUUUUACAAU